Messenger RNA from Caenorhabditis remanei, 669 nucleotides. RefSeq lists its product as uncharacterized. Gene Ontology annotation, cellular component: nucleus. Bases 1 to 669 code for a protein of 222 amino acids. Lineage: Eukaryota; Metazoa; Nematoda; Chromadorea; Rhabditida; Rhabditidae. The record is from RefSeq and is a predicted model, not a curated record. The transcript has 3 exons. Gene Ontology annotation, biological process: nucleoside phosphate metabolic process; ribose phosphate metabolic process. Gene Ontology annotation, molecular function: ADP-ribose diphosphatase activity.
AUGAUGACGUCACUAUCCACGACACAGAAUCCGUCAAACGGGAAAGAGAGCACAGUAACCCAACCCGCCAACUGUCCGUAUCAGUUGUUCAAUCAAGAAGUUGUAUGGAAUGGAAAGUGGAUUCAAACUCGACAAGUUGGAUUCAAGACCUCUAAUGGACAACAAGGGGUUUGGCAAUCAGUGCAUCGCAACACAAAGCCAAUCGAAGCCCCAGCCGACGGAGUUUCCAUUCUCGCCCGUGUCCGAAAAGAGGGAAAACUCUUUCUUGUUCUCAUCAAACAAUAUCGUAUUCCAUGUGGAAAAUUGUGUCUGGAACUGCCAGCUGGAUUGAUUGAUGCUGGAGAGACAGCUCAACAAGCGGCGAUUCGAGAACUCAAAGAGGAGACCGGAUAUACCAGUGGGAAGGUUGUUAUGGAAUCCAAGCUCUGCUUCCUCGAUCCAGGACUAACUGAUGAUUCUCAAUGUCUCGUGGUCGUUGACGUGGAUGGAGAUGCUCCAGAGAACCUCAAUCCCAUUCAAGUACUCGAUUCAACCGAAUCAAUUGAAGUUUUGCUCAUUGAGCAAUCCAAACUGAUGGCCUAUAUUUCCAAUUUGGAUUCCUCGUCCAUCGUUGUCGAAUCCACGUUGUUGGCCUACGCCAUGGGUAUUCAAUUCGCCACACUCCAAUAG